Molecule: messenger RNA, 1105 nt
Organism: Vitis vinifera (wine grape)
Lineage: Eukaryota; Viridiplantae; Streptophyta; Magnoliopsida; Vitales; Vitaceae
Product: eukaryotic translation initiation factor
Exons: 4
Coding region: 90-890 (266 amino acids)
Biological process (GO): translational initiation
Cellular component (GO): eukaryotic translation initiation factor 4F complex; cytoplasm
Molecular function (GO): RNA 7-methylguanosine cap binding; translation initiation factor activity
Source: RefSeq, a predicted model, not a curated record
CAACUCAGCCCAAUCCACAAAGUUACAAUCCAACACAAGCGUCGCUUGCAACGUAGUGAGAAAGAGGAAGAAAUCAAAAGGGAAAAGGAAUGGCGAGUGAGGCGGCAGGGAUGGAGAGCGGCGCAGCAGGGAUGGAGAGCGGCGCAGCACCAACGGAGGCGGCCAAGCAGCCACACAGGCUGGAGAGGAAGUGGACCUUCUGGUUCGAUAACCAGUCCAAGCCCAAGCAAGGCGCGGCUUGGGGGACCUCUCUUCGCAAGGCUUACACCUUCGAAACCGUCGAAGAAUUUUGGUGUCUGUAUGAUCAGAUAUUUAAGCCCAGCAAGUUGCCAGCCAAUGCAGAUUUCCAUUUGUUCAAAGCUGGGGUUGAACCAAAAUGGGAAGAUCCUGAGUGUGCAAAUGGAGGCAAAUGGACUGUUGCCAGCAGCCGAAAGGGUAAUCUUGAUACCAUGUGGCUAGAAACGUUGAUGGCCUUAAUUGGGGAGCAAUUUGAUGAGGCUGAUGAAAUAUGUGGUGUGGUUGCAAGUGUACGUCAAAGGCAGGAUAAGCUUGCUCUGUGGACUAAGACAGCAACCAACGAGGCUGCUCAGAUGAGCAUUGGAAGGAAGUGGAAGGAGGUCAUUGAUGUCACUGAUAAGAUCACUUACAGCUUUCAUGUAAAUAGCAUUUCAUAUUUAUCUCAUGAGUUUGGGAAGAAGUCCUUUUCCUCAAUCACGUUGGUUUGGUUGUGUUGCAGGAUGAUUCCAGAAGGGAAAGAUCAGUCAAAGUUCGAUACAACGUGUGAGCACGUGUUGGUCAUUUUGUUGUGUGAGUUUAUCUCCUUGACGAAUCAAGAUUGCGACAAACACCAAAGAGGCAUUACCAUUUUGUUCGUUUUCUUUUCAAUAUAAAACAUUAGUAAUUGAAAUAUUUUUCAUGAAUGACCCAUGCGGUUGAUGGAUGUAAUGUAAUGGAUUCUAGUUUUGUCCACUGCCUGAGGCUGUUUGCCAUUCCUUAUAGAUAUUGCAAUGGGAAAACCUGACUUGCUUGUUUUCUGGGUUCUCCCCUACUUCUUGUAGCUUUCCAUCAAUUACAAUGAUAUCUCUGCUUUAAGUUUUCUCCUAAA